Rosa chinensis is the source of this 871-nucleotide messenger RNA. RefSeq lists its product as uncharacterized. The record is from RefSeq and is a predicted model, not a curated record. The transcript is spliced from 6 exons. Bases 174 to 536 code for a protein of 120 amino acids. NCBI's taxonomy places the organism in Eukaryota, Viridiplantae, Streptophyta, Magnoliopsida, Rosales, Rosaceae.
CUGUAAAAUAAAAAAUAAAAAAAAAUGAAAGACUAUAAAUACGGAAGUAUAGCUUUGUGCGGCAGAGAAAAGAAAUUGGAAAAAACGAAUCGCACACGAUCUGCAAACAAGAGAGAACUGCCAGGAAGCACGAUCUCAACACAGACGCAGAUUCAGACGACGUGGGAGUACAUAUGGCUCCAUCAAUACUUAUCCCUAACUCAAUUUACGAUUCAUACAGAAAGAGGAGCAGAGCAAAAUCAAACAGGAGGAGAAAAUUAUUAUCAAGUCGGCUGACAAUUUUGCAGAUUCACUUGAGCCACGACGAUACUGGCAUUGAUGCAAGAAGUGGCGCACUUCUUCAGAACAAAGAUGCAGAAUAUGAAGUUGCUGAUUCUUUGAUUUUGUAUCAUCCACAUGUCUAUAAGAGUACAAUAAACUAUACUAAUUGUUUCCCUAUGCGAAAUUGGGAAUUUGGAGCAUGCAGGAAUGAUUUUCAAUGGAACUUCUAUUCUUUUUCUACGAUAAUGGACACAAGACUUACAUUCAGGGUAUGAAAAUCUUUAUUCGGUAAUCGGUACCAACUUUCAAAGAUCAACAUUCAGGGUGAAACUAAUUGUUGAUUAGAUGUCCAGGUACAAAAGGGGGAUAAAUAGGAGAUUUUCUUCGCUCUGUUCAACAACAACUAGCACCCGAGUUUCGAGAAGUUCGAACUACCUCAGUGGAGAAGAUGUAAAUGUAACUGUAAACAUAGCUAUGGACAUUGAGAUAGGUCUUCAGGAGACUAAAGACAAUCACUUGGAAUAGUUCUGACAAAUCAGAAUGAAUUGAUAUUGACAUAGAUUUUUCUUUUUUUUGUUGGUAUUAAAUUCCCCUGUGGUGUGAUUGUUCA